AGAUCAAACUAUCAAACAUCAAAUAUUUAGCAGUGAUUCUAAUACGAACCAGAGACAGUAAAUUGUAGCAUUUUGAGUGUUCGGUGCAGGUUUAUACAAGUAUCGGAACCAGAGGAGAAUAAGCCAGUGUGUAGCUAAUAAAGAGAACAGUUUACCGCUGAGUAGUCGUGUUUUCCGUCCUGAUACAAGUUAUCCAGGCGAGCCCACUAGAGAUACUCCACUUCGGACAAGAUAGCAAGAAGUACUUCAAGGGGAGAUAUAUAUAAGACUUCAAGAUGAGUUUGGUGGGUGGUUAUCCCCAAAACUUUCAUUCUACAGGGCCACAUCACGAGUAUUACGCAGCCUAUCCACAAACCAGGUACCAAGAAUCGCAGUUCGCGCACACGCAUUCCGAACCUUAUUUCCAGAACUGGAUGGUAAGUCCCCCUGGACUAAGCCCAGAUAUGCCUAUUUCGGAGAACGUGAACGUUUAUGGGGGAUACACAAAUUCACCGUCUCCCGGGGGAGAUCCUAAUUGUCAAAUGGAAGCUAUGCAUCGUAUGGGGUACACUAUAGGCCCCGAUGGACAGAUUGUACGCGUGGUGAAAAGAAAAAAUACAGCAAAUAAAAAAGAACGAAGAAGAACUGUUAGUAUAAAUACAGCUUUUGCAAAUCUUAGAGGGUGUAUACCAAAUGUACCCUCAGAUACAAAACUGUCUAAAAUCAAAACUUUAAGACUCGCAACCAGUUACAUUGCAUACCUCACAGACGUUUUAAAUAAAGAAGACGAUAAAAAUGUCGAAGAAUUCAAAGCUGAUUUAUCCAGGAAAAAUGAAAGCAGGGAGGAGAAAAAGCGAAAAGAAAUGGCGCUCUUGAGUUCUGAUCUAGAAAACAGUAACACCUCAAGUUCAGAAAAGAAAAACAAAGGAAGGACUGGGUGGCCUCAGACUGUAUGGGCACAAGAACUGAAAUGAAACACAACAUAAACAUUAUGAAAUAAAGUUAAUUAUUUGUGUACACAUGCCCCGGGACAAAACGUUACACUUGGAAAUGUGAUAGCAAACAACAUGGUGGACAUCGGAGAUGUUUCGUCCAGUGUGAUUCCAUAACGAGGCUGUUCUAUCAUCGGCCAUGUAUGCGACAGUGCUUCCCCCUGGAGGUAGCCAAUGAAGAUAGGUUAACGUAAAUAAUUACCACUAAGCUUUAUAUGACAGGAGAUUCUACUUGCCUUGGUCAAAUUUUUACAUUAUAUGGACAGAACAUUGAUAUCCAUUAUC
Molecule: messenger RNA, 1256 nt
Organism: Owenia fusiformis
Lineage: Eukaryota; Metazoa; Annelida; Polychaeta; Sabellida; Oweniidae
Source: the annotation of a GenBank genome assembly